ACUAUUGUAACCUUUGCAUGAAGAAGAACAAGUGUUAUGUAUUGCAAAAUAUAAAAAUCUAAUUUGUUGCACAUAAAUUGUUUGGCAUACAAAAUAUAAAAAGCGAAAUAAAUUUUAUAUUAAUAUUAGGCGCAAUUAUAAAUAAAAUUUCAUAAAAACGACGUUGAACGUCGUGUACAUUCUUGUCACUGAUCUUAAUAGAUAAUCAAAAUGGAAUCGGUGCUUUUCGCAAACUUAAAAAAGCUAUAUGCCAAUGAGUUGUAUUCCUGUGUUAUACCGGCUGCCAGUUUGCUAAAUACACUUUUGCAAAAUGAUCGCAAUAUUGCUACUCCCGAAAUGGAAUAUCAAGUAUUACUUUUCAGCGGCAAUGCACAUUAUUAUGAGCGUAAUUAUCGUUUGGCCAGCAAACAAUAUGAAGCUGCUUUACUGAUGCGCAAAACUAUGUUGCGUUUUAAGAAUACACAAAUCGUUGGUAUUGAAAUCACACAUGAACAGUUCAGUGAGCUUGAGACGCGCUAUCGCCUUGCCAAAUGCUAUCGUGAGCUGGGUGAGGACCACAAGGCCAUAAAUACACUACACGCCUUGCCGUUGAAAACACGCACGCCCAAAGUGAAUAUGCUGUUGGCGCAACUUUGUCACUAUGGGCAAAAUGUUGAUAAUGCUGAAGCUAUAGCAUCUUAUAAAGAAGUAUUGGGCGAUUGUCCACUGGCAUUGUUGGCUAUAGAAGCGCUAUUGAUGUUGGGCGUGGAUGGCAUAGAGGUUAACUCAUUGGUGGUUAAUGCUAGCACCGUGCCGAAACACAUCGACUGGUUGAGUAGCUGGAUAAAGGCGCAUGCUCAACUUUACGGACGCGAUCAUUUAGAGGCAUCAAGAACAUUUCAAGCUAUCAACGACAACACAAAAUUUCACCAAAAUUCUUAUUUACUCACUUUGAUUGGCAAAAGUCUUUACUAUUAUGGCCGUUAUAUGCAGGCGCAACAGUAUUUAGAGACCGCGCUCAUGGUAAAUCCACACAAUACGGAUGCUCUAAUGCCGUUAGCUGUCGUUUAUGAAUAUAAUCAGAAACUGCCGGAGCUAGAUAAACUUGCUGCACAAAUGGGCAAUAUAAAAGAGCUCAAUUCUGAGCAUUGGUUUGUUGUAGCCGAAAGUUGUUAUGCUGCCGGGCAAAUAGAGAAGGCAAUUUCGUUUGCAAAGAAAGCAAUCGAGUUGGAUGAACGCAACAUCGAGGCACAAUUGCUACGUGGACGCAUUUGCUUGCAACUAAAACAGGGUAUCGAAGCAAUUUCCUAUUUUCGCACAGCACAAUGCAUUGCCAGUUACCGUUUUGAGGUAUAUAAAGGACUUUAUCAUUGCUAUGUGAGCAGAAAGCGGCGCGAUGAAGCACAAGCAAUGUGUGCCUUGGCAGUGCGCUAUUUUCGCAAUUCACCGCGCAGUUAUGUGAUGUUUGCGCGUGUUUUAUUGCAUUCAAGUAAUCCACUAGCAAAGAAGAGUGCUAAAAAAUUCUUAGCCAAAGCUUUAGAAAUCGAUGAGCAUUAUGCCGUCGCUGUAGCGCUUAUGGCAGACGUGUGCCAAGCAAAUGGUGAAACGCAAGAAGCCAGCGCCAUGUUGAAGAAACAAGUUAUGUCGUUUCCGAAUCCCUCAUAUUUCAGCAUGUUGGGUGAUUUGCGGCGCACAGCCAGAGAUUUGGACGGUGCACUUGAGUAUUAUACAAUUGCAUUGAGUCUUGAGCCCAACGAUCGUCACGCCUUAAAAGGUGUGAAAGCGUUGACACGCGGUGGUGACAAACAAGACCAAGAUACUUCGCUUAUGAUAUCACGUCUGCGUGAUGAAGAAUGGCAAAUUGAUGAAGAAGCGGAGGAAUCCUCAUCGCAUGAUGAGGAUGAUUCAGAUACAUACUCCGAUCCAUUUUGGCAAGAUUUGGAAUCCGAAGUGAUUAAUUAGUGCUUUUCGAGGUUUGUAAGUUUUCGUUUUGUUUUUAUUAUACAAUACUUGGCAAGAAAUAUGUCGCUAAAAGCGCAUUUAGCACAAGUUAAGUAGUAUUAAACAUGCUAAGUUUGAGUAGUUUAAUGCCGGCGAGUACUAUUAAAAGCCGUUUUAAUUUAAGCGCUAUAAUAUUUAAAACAUGUUCGUAUAUUUAUUUGGGCAAAAAACAAAUACAGUUAAAAAUAACA
Messenger RNA from Zeugodacus cucurbitae (melon fly), 2171 nucleotides. RefSeq names its product anaphase-promoting complex subunit 7 (gene APC7). Lineage: Eukaryota; Metazoa; Arthropoda; Insecta; Diptera; Tephritidae. The transcript has 4 exons. Bases 211 to 1941 code for a protein of 576 amino acids. The record is from RefSeq and is a predicted model, not a curated record. Gene Ontology annotation, molecular function: protein binding. Gene Ontology annotation, biological process: cell division.